Molecule: messenger RNA, 1631 nt
Organism: Delphinapterus leucas (beluga whale)
Lineage: Eukaryota; Metazoa; Chordata; Mammalia; Artiodactyla; Monodontidae
Source: RefSeq, a predicted model, not a curated record
GCCUCUGGCCCCCCGGGCCGCCCAGGCACCGUGCUGGGCGCCAUGGAGAUGGGGCGGCCGUGCCCCUCUUCCGGGAGCGCGGCCACACCGAUAUAGACACGGCCCUAGCGUACGUCCGAGAGCAUCCUGGGCGGCCUGGGGCUCCGGCUGGGCGGUGGCGACUGCAGAGUGAAAAUCACCACCAAGGCCAAUCCAGUGGGUGAAAAGUCUCUGAAGCCUGACAGCCUCUGGUCCCAGCUGGAGACGUCACUGAAGUGGAUGCAGUGCCCCCGAGUGGACCUCUUUUACCUGUACCUGCCGGACCACGGCACCCCCGUGGAAGAGACACUGCGUGCCUGCCACCAGCUGCACCAGGAGGGCAAGUCUGUGGAGCUUGGCCUCUCCAACUAUGCCGCCUGGGAAGUGGCCGAGAUCUGUACCCUGUGCAAGAGCAACAACUGGAUCCUGCCCACCGUGUACCAGGGCAUGUACAACGCCACCACCCAGCAAGUGGAGACAGAGCUCUUCCCCUGCCUCAGGACUGAGGUUCUACGCCUAAAACCCUUUGGCUGGGGGCCUGCUGACCGGCAAGUACAAGGAUGGGGACAAGGAUGGGUAACAACCUGUGGGCCGUUUCUUUGGGACCAAUUGGGCAGAGAUCUACAGGAAUCGUGUCUCUGGGGAGUGAUUGGGGGCCUGGAUUGGGAACGCGUAGAGCUCUGGACCUUCCACCAGGUCUGUGAGGCUAUGUCUUUUCCCUGGGAAGAGCCUACUCCCUGCCCACAGCGGGAGAAGAAACCUUGGAUUGGAACUUGGGAUUCCUGGGGCUUGAUGCUGGCCUGUCACCUGGGGCAACUGAUGCCUCAGGGACCAGUGACCUGCAGGAAUCCCAGCGUCCUGACCUGUGCCACCCUCUCCACUCACCCAGCUUCUGGAAGCACUACUUUGAGGCUGUUGCCUUGGUGGGGAAGGCCUGCAGGCCACAUAUGGCCCCAGUGCCCCCAGCAUGACCCCGGCCGUCCUCCGGUGGAGAGGUACCACCACUCCCAGCUCCAGGGCGUUCAGGGGGACGCAGUCAUCCUGGGCAUGUCCAGCUUGGAGCAGCUAGAACAGAACUUGGUGGCCGCUGAGGGAGAGCCCCUGGAGCCGGCCGUCAUGCAGGCCUUUGAUCAGGCCUGGCACCUGUCUGCCCAUGUAUGUCCGAACUACCUCCACCAGGCCUAGUCCUGACUUGGGGUGGCAGAGGACACACUCCAUCUAUCACCUCUUUUAUUCUCUCAACCAGUCAGUUCUGACUUCAAGCCGCUUUAUGUAGCUAGUUCUUUCCUCACAGUCCCAGUUCACAAACUGUCUCCUAUGUUCUUGUUAAUACUCCCAGUUGCCUUCAUCAUGUAAAAAGCCCAGGGCCUCAGGCGUUUCCUGUCUGAGUAGAGGCACUAACCUGGCUGGAGCCCAGGCCCACAGUGAAUCUGUUUCCUCUGCAGCCUGCAGGCUGUUUCUCGUCCUCCCAUAGGCUUGGUGAGAAGGGGGCAGGAGUAGGGAUUAGUCUUCAAAGGGCAGAGGCGGUGGGAGGGUCUCCCAGCCUCCUGCCCUGAACCCAGUGUGACCUCUCAACAUCGGGGCUGCAGGUGGCCCUCAUGCUUCUACACGCG